CGUAGCUGCGCGUCCGCGCUGCCUGUGCGCAGAGAGACCGGCUGCACCUACGUGCAGUUGCCCCAGCAAGGUCCUGCGCGGCUUGGGGUUUGUGGCCGGCGGCGAUGUCGGCGCUGGAGUGGUUCGCGCACAAGUCCCUGGGCGGAGGCAUCUACUGGAUCCAGGAGCGCUUCUACGAGUCGGGCAACCGGGCCAACAUCUGGCUGGUGCGCGGCUCGCAGCGGGACGUGGUGAUCGACACGGGGCUGGGGCUGCGCAGCCUUCCCGACUACCUGCAGUUGGCUGGGCUCCUGGGCACUGAGCCGGCCCUGGGCGACGCCGAGGGGCAGCGUGGCGGCGAAGCGCAGAAGGAGCCGGCGGGCAGCGGGCGGCGGCCGUUGCUCGCCGUGGCCACUCAUGUGCACUUCGAUCACUCGGGCGGGUUGCACCAGUUCGAGGAGGUGGCCGUGCACAGCGCCGAGGCCGCAGCCCUGCGCCGUGGCGACAACUACGAGGCGGUCACCUGGCUCUCGGACAGCGAGGUGGUGCGGCAGCCCAGCCCCGGCUGGAGCGCCAGGCAGUUCCGAGUGCGGCCCGUCCAGCCGACGCACAUCUUGCAGGAGGGGGAUGUGAUCAGCCUCGGUGACAGACAGCUCACUGUCAUGCACAUGCCUGGCCAUUCAAGAGGAAGCAUUUGUUUGCAUGACAGAGAACGGAAGAUACUAUUCAGUGGGGAUGUAGUCUAUGACGGCUCAAUGAUUGACUGGCUUCCCUACAGCCGGAUAAAUGACUACGUUGCAACCUGCCAGCGACUGAUAGACUUAGUGAAUAGGGGUCUUGUGGAGAAAGUCCUUCCGGGGCAUUUUAACACGUUUGGCGCCGAACGGCUGUAUCGUUUGGCUUCCAACUACAUUUCUAAUGCUGGAGUUUGUCACAAAGUUUCUACCUGUGCUAUGAGAUCGAUUGCAAGUCUAGCACUUCGUGCAACAAAUUCUAGAACAACUUCAUAGUAUCACAUGUCUCCUAAUGUGCUAUCAUAAAACCCAAUAGUGUACGUAAGUUUCUUUAAAGGAAAAAUGGGCUGAUAAGCCAUAAAGAUUCUUAUUUUUAUCUACUUCAUUUCUAUUUUAAAAAAGAUAUGAAAUAAACUAUAUAAGCUAGUAGCCGUGCCAAAGCUACUUGUGUUCCUUCUAUUUUUUCAAGGCAGGUUUGCACAUAAGUUGAGUGCUAUUUGACAGCUGUUCUAAAUACGUUGUUUUGUAUUUUCAAGCAUUUUGAAACAUGAUGUGCUAAAAUGAAAAGUUUUGCACUUGUGUCAGACUUGAGUUAGGGGUUUGUGUUGAAAGUGCAUUUUAAAUGGCCAAAAUUUAUUAUGAGCAGUACUUGUAGGGAGGGGAGAGUUAGAACAUUCCACUGUCUCAUUGAAUGCACUAAGUUAAAGCACCCAAUCAAUUAUUUUUUAUUGUAUGGGGUGAAUGUAAAUGGCAGUUAAUUACCAAAUGUCGAUAUAAAGCACUAUAUCAUAUAUUGUUGCUCUUCUUGAAUUGUGUUGGAUUUUGCUAUUGUUUCCAAAACAAAUGAAAUGUCAGUGAAUAUCUGAAGUAUAUUGCUUGCUCUUUAAAUGUGACUAAUGGUGUAAAUGUGAGUAUGUAUCUGUUCAGAGUUGAGUCUGACCAUUUUAUAUUUAAUACAUACAGUUGUGAUCAUAAUUCCUUUGUUUCUUCAGUACAGCAGCUGCAGAAACACCUCAGCACUAGUGAGUUGCAAAUUGUUUGGUGACUGUUGUGAGUACAAUGAGUCUCAGGAGAACGCAAAUUGACAUUUUGUGGGAGGUGGCUGGCAGAAGCAACAUCUUUUGUGCUCUGGCUGGGUUCUUUUCACAUUACAGGUGUGGGCAGGACUUCAGGUAAAAGUUUUGCCACCACCCAAUGACUUUCUUUCCCAAUUUUGUGCAAUGUUUAUUUGCAAGAAACUUAACACAAGCCCUUAUCAAUUAUUGUUCUUUUUCAACAUAAAAAUCCUGUGAAACUAUCUGGGACAGUGCCACUUUAUUAUGUGAAAGAGGAUUUUGUGUCUUGUAGCUGUGGAGCUGAAAUUAACAUGAUUGUUUGGAACUCAGUAGGAUGGUUGUUAACAGCAGCCCUUGUGAAAACAGUGAAUGGCUUCAGGGUUGUGGUGAUUGCACAAAUGUAUUUUUCAUCUUUUUGAAGCUUGAUUGCAUACUAUUCCCCCUACAUCAAAGAGCACUGCACAUACGGAGAUUGAACCCCACUGUAUUCAGCACUUUAGCCUUGAGCAGUCUUGAGGGUAAAAAGAUGGAUGUAUUCAGUUCCUUAAAUGUUAAGAGUGCCUAUUUCCUGUUGUAGAGGGGAGCAGAACAGUAAGCAGGCUGAUCAGAGCCACCAGUUCAGACAUGCAGUUAGCAAUUCCUUUUAGCUCUAAUCUGAAGCUUGCACCAAACUGAUGGAGACAUAUCUAAUGUUGCAGAUUGCUUCAUUUUGACAGUGAGCUUUAGAAGUAUUGUUUAUAAUAAUGAAAAUCCCAAAUUUAAUACCCUUGAAUACUAGGAAAACAGGCACCAAGCAAGGUACGUUUGAAAACAAAUUGUUGCUCACAGAACAUUAGAAUAAAAAUUAGCAAUUGUAGCUUGCUUCAUGUUGUGGGCUGGUGAGGCCCAUAACCCCUUCAAGGCAGAAUAUAUGCAUGUUUGGAAACAAAAAAAGUCCUACAACUCCCAGCAUCCCUCAGCUAGCCAUGCUGGGAGUUGUGGUCAAGAGAGUAGGAGUGAGUUGCCAGAUCAUGCACUUCUUACCCUACCCCUUCCCUUCUCAAAUAAAGUCAUUCCGCCUGUGUUAACCGCAGUAAGUUUUGUGUCCACAGAAAUAUUAAGCACAGUUAAGGGUAAUCUGGUUCCUGCUUAACCAAUAUUACCAACCAGUUUGGGAAUGGCCUUUGUAAACUGCUAGUGCCUUGUUUGUUCUGCAAAGUUCUAGAUCUCUUAGAUCGAACCAUUACAAAGUGACUUUGUUCUGGAAUACUGCUGAGGCACUAAUGAUGAUUUUACCCAGAGGUAAAGUAGACUCCCUAUUUUAAACCUCUCUUCCUCUCUCUCUCUCCUCCAUGUCAUGAAAAUUCUUUCCCCAAAAGAUUAGACACUUGGUGCAUGGCUCAUUGUGAGGAGAAUUCAACUAAGGAAUACUGUGAUUGCCAAAGAUUAGUCUACACUGAAGAACAGAGUUUCUGCCGUUGGAACAGUUUUUUCGGCUUCUCAAGUGAGCGGAUAGUAGAUGCAACCUGCUGAUUUUUAGACUGAGUGUUUGUGUCCUAUUUCAGUCUAAAUUAACGCUCACAAAGCCAGAUAAGCUGGAAUCAAAAACUAUCUGUUGUUCUUGGGAAAUGUAGUCGGAUAGGAAAGAGAUUUAGCCCAAUUCCUCAGUUCAGUGAGACUUAUUCCCAGUAAGUGUAUUAAGGACUGCAGCUUUAGUGCAAGUUUUCACUUAGAAAUAAGUCAACUUUGAAUUAGAGUUGGUUAGUAAAGUACAAUCCCAGAGUAUGAAUGUUGUUACAUAAUCUAAUCUUGCUGUCUUAAUUAUUUUUAUAUUAUAAAACAAUAAGCAUUUUUGAAAGAAGUUAUUAAAUAUCUUGACCUUAUCAGUAUUUGAGGUGUCUUAUAUAUUUUCACUUUAAACAUUACGGAAUGUGAGGCAUUUACUAUUGAUUUAUUUGUAAAAGAUCUAGACACCCUUAUGGAUUCAAUAUUUGGCUGCUUAUAAUGGCUUAAAACACAGCCGAUAACCUACUUCAGGUAAAGUUCUUCAAGUUAAAGCAAAGUGUAUGUUGUCAAUUCAACAGUUUUUAUUGAACUGGGUCAUGAAUUAUGGUGUAAGAACAGGUUUAAAGGCAUUUUAAAUGUUGUAACACACUGUACUGUCUACUGCUGAAACUUUACUAAUAGUAUAUGCCACUGUUUUCAAGGAAAAUUGUAUAUUAUUUUAUCAUAGAUAUUAAUAAUAAAAAAUUAUGACAAUGAAA
Messenger RNA from Elgaria multicarinata webbii, 4011 nucleotides. RefSeq names its product metallo-beta-lactamase domain containing 2 (gene MBLAC2). NCBI's taxonomy places the organism in Eukaryota, Metazoa, Chordata, Lepidosauria, Squamata, Anguidae. The record is from RefSeq and is a predicted model, not a curated record. The transcript is spliced from 2 exons. Bases 105 to 989 code for a protein of 294 amino acids.